AUGCCGGGAUCAGCAAUUGAAGGAAAGGAUGGAACUCCAGGUUCAGAAGCAAAUAAUUGCGUCGCCUGUCGGAAGCCUGAUUCGUGGAACAACAUGGUCCAAUGCGAUACAUGCAACAGUUGGUGGCACCAAUCCUGUGCUGGAGUUACCGGUUCAAUUAAAGAACGUCCGUGGAGCUGCCGGAAUUGCAUACCGGCAAUAAGCGAGAGUUCCGUUUUGACUACGCCCAGUGUCCGAAAUCGACGAAAAGCACUCCAGCUGCAGCUGCUAGAUGAGAAGCGCGCACUGGAUCGCCUUGCCCGGGAAAUCCGCGAAGAACAACUCAAUUCGAAGUUGGAAGAAAUCCAAGCAGAGAAAAAAUACGUUGACGAAAAGUUUAAACUGCUUCAGGAAGAGGACAUCUCCGCAAUUGAGGAGGAAGUCCACAGUGUCGUCAGCCAUCGAUCCCGCCAGAAACGAAUACAUUCCUGGAUUGCCGACACCGCCACUACGAACGGUGCUGUCGCUAUCCAAGAGGGGCAGGCUCCAGGAAAGAAUCAGCAGCAGCAGUUAAGCAACGCGAUUCAACAAGAUUUGGUGGAGAACAUACAGCUGGGACAGGUCACUCCAAAACGAAACACAGGAGCAUAUCCCAAACGUUCGGUGGUGCCGAAAACCAUCCCCGAUUCCCACUUGUGCACAUCGGAGAUGGAUAUCAGUCCCAUGCAGCCGACGACAGCCAAAAUAACAUCGAAAAUGCCUCAAAUGACAGAGGAUUACGUGGAGGUUGUAGGUACCCAACCAUUUGGGGUCCCAUCAGGUAUGCCGCCCGGGUACUAUCAGGUUCCCGCAAUCAACGGUAUACAACAGCCUCUCCCCCUUAGCAAGACGAUUCAACAGAAUGCAGACCGCCUCGAGACUCUAAUUGAGUAUGGAAUUGCCGUAAAUAGCAUUUGUGAUAACCUUGAGGCCGCUAAUCUUUAUGACCACCUUUCAAAUCCGUCGUUGCUAGGAGAACUCGUCAGUCGAUUGCCUGCUCAUAUCAAGUAUCAAUGGGCAACACAUAUUGCUACACUCAAUGAGGUGAAUUUGAAGACCUUUAGUUUGUUUAUGAAAAACGCAGUGCAAUCAGUCAGCCGGGUUUGUGUGUACAGCGGUGCAACGAUGAACGAGAGCAGCAAAGCAAAGCGUGGUGCAGUACAUUCGCACGUUGAGCCAUCGAAGGAUAGAGAUGCUCCGGUCAUGAAAGCAUGUCCGAGCUGUUCUGGUGGGCAUUACUUGAAGGACUGCACCAGAUUUAAACACAUGGAUGUAGACGAACGCUGGAAAUUUAUCCUUUCGAUGGGAAUAUGCCGAAUAUGUCUCUUCGCUCACGGAAAAAGAUCUUGCCGUAGCAACAACAGAUGUGGGAUUUCCAGUUGCACGAAUCGCCAUCAUUCGCUGCUCCACCCCCACAGUUCUUCGUCACCCCCAGUUGUAUCCACGUUAAAGGCAGAAGAACCAACCAAAACUGAAAGGCAAAAUGAUUACAUUGUCACCGGAGAAACUCUCUCACAUCGAAGCUCAGACCGUGGGGUUCUUUUUAGAAUAAUCCCAAUAAAAGUGUUUGGAAAUGAUAAAGUUGUGCAAACCUUUGCAUUCAUAGAUGAAGGGUCCUCUCUUACGCUGAUAGAAGAGGCCCUGACCGAUGAAUUGGGACUUAAAGGAAUGCAUCAAACCCUGUGCCUGCAGUGGACAGGCAGCAUGUCCCGUAUGGAACCCAAUUCUAUGCUAGUCGAUCUCGUUGUUUCCGGUCUGAAUAAUCAGAAAAACCUUUUGAAAGAAACGCGCACGGUCAAGGAGUUGACGCUUCCAGCGCAAACGUUAAAUUAUGAGAACCUGGUCAAAAAAUACGAUCAUCUAAAAGGCCUACCAGUGGCCAGCUACGUCGACGCAGUUCCUCGGAUUUUGAUCGGUGUAAAUAACCUACGUUUGACAGUGCCGUUACGAAUCAGAGAAGGAAAAGCCGAUGAACCAACAGCAGCAAAAACUCGAUUGGGAUGGUGUGUCUAUGGCGGUAGUGGUGAACCGGAGAACUCGUCGAUUAAUUUCCACACCUGUAAUUGUUCCGAAGCCGAGUCACUUCACAAUAUGGUACGUGAUUUCGUCUCUCAAGAAGACACAGGCGUUUCGUUUGGAGUUAAGUUGGAAUCAGCGGCAGAUCAGAGGUCCCGUUCCAUUUUGGAGGAAUCGACGUGCAGAGUAGGAGAAAGGUUUUCCACUCGGUUGCUAUGGCGUUUCGACGACUUUGAGUUACCCGAUAGCUACCCAAUGGCCGUGAAACGUUUGGAAUGUCUGGAACGCAAGAUGGCCAGAAACCCUGCGCUACGGGAAAAUUUGAUGAAACAAUUAGCAGACUAUCAGACAAAGGGUUAUGCCCACCAGCUAACAGAAACGGAACAGAUGAACUCGGAUCCUAGACGUACUUGGUAUUUACCACUCGGUGUGGUAAUGAAUCCGAAAAAACCAGAGAAAGUUCGGAUGAUUUGGGAUGCCGCUGCAACAGUCAAUGGAGUUUCUUUAAACUCGAUGUUGCUGAAGGGACCUGAUGAGCUUGUUCCGCUUCCCUGGAUACUUUUUCGCUUUCGCCAAUAUCCGGUUGCCGUAACUGCAGAUAUAACCGAAAUGUAUCAUCAGAUAAUGAUUGAUCCUAGAGACCAACAGGCCCAACGCUUCUUAUGGAGAUCAGAUCCUGAAAAAUUACCAGAAAUAUAUGUUAUGAAUGUAGCAACAUUUGGCGCCACUUGUUCGCCAGCAGCAGCACAAUUUGUCAAGAAUAAAAAUGCGAAGGAAUUUGAAAGAAGUUAUCCUAGGGCAGUAGAAGGCAUUGUACAAAGACAUUACGUUGACGACUACGUCGACAGUUUUGAGACACUCGAAGAGGCUUCCGCAGUGUCUUCACAAGUUCGAAUGAUCCACGCAGCUGGCGGUUUCAACAUUAGAGGUUGGCGAUCGAACUACAAAGAGGUGCUAGAAAGCCUAGGCGAAAAUGCCGCACAACAUCCUAAAACUUUGGAUCUAGAAUCCCGAAAUUAUGAACGUGUACUGGGCAUGCACUGGUUGCCCGAAGAAGACCUUUUGGCGUAUUCUACUUCACUCCCCCUAGAACUCCGUGAUGUUAUAACAAAAGGUGACCACCCAACGAAACGCCAAGUUUUGCGUUGCUUGAUGAGUUUUUUUGAUCCUCUUGGUAUUUUAGCCGCAUUUGUUCUUCACGGGAAGGUUCUACUUCAGGAUAUCUGGCGCGCAGGUACUGAGUGGGACGAGCAAAUAAACAAGAAUGCCUUUGAGAAAUGGUUGCGGUGGACGGAACAAUUCGAACACAUAUCUAGACUUAGAAUUCCCCGCUGUUACUUCGAUGGGGUAAAUAAUAGUCGCUACAAACAAACGGAGCUGCACAUAUUUGUUGACGCCAGCGAGGAAGCGUAUGCUGCUGUCGGUUACUUCCGCAUCCCCAGCAACUCAGGAGGUUUCGAAUGCAGCCUAGUGGCAGCAAAAACAAAGGUUGCGCCGCUGAAACAUUGGUCUAUUCCACGUCUGGAACUUCAGGCCGCCGUCUUAGGGACACGCUUAAAGAAGUGUAUCACGGAAGGACAUGCAAUCUCUGCCCAACGGGUUGUAUUUUGGUCCGAUUCUAGCACGGUGCUAGCAUGGAUUCGAUCCGAUCAUCGCCGAUUCACCCAGUUCGUUGCAUGUCGUGUAGGAGAAAUAUUAUCGACAACAAACAUUUCAGAAUGGCGCUGGGUUCCGUCCAAGUUUAACGUUGCCGACUGCGCUACCAAAUGGGGGCAAGGACCUCCAGUAUGUUCAUCUGAUAGCUGGUUUAGAGAGCCAGCAUUCCUAUGGGAAUCAGAACAAACUUGGCCCCAACCGAAGGCCGUGAAGACAACGACAGAAGAAUUAAGAGUUUCCUGUGUACAUUCUGGAACGAUUGUAUUAGUAGAACCGUUAGUUGAGUUUACCAAAUUUUCUAAGUGGGAGCGCUUAGUACGAACGAUGGCGUAUAUAUAUCGGUGGCAGAACCUUGCCAUGAAGGGUAAUGUAAGCGGUUUUCUUAAACAAGAUGAGUUGUUAGCCGGUGAAAGUGCUGUAUUUCGCCUUUGCCAGUUGCAAGCCUUCUCGGAUGAAAUUAACGUUCUUAAACGGAAUCAAACACUUUCGAAAGAACAACGAAUUCCUUUAGCUAAAACCAGCGUAAUUUUAAAGCUCAGCCCUUACUUGGACGAAAACGACGUGCUGCGAGUUGAUAGUAGAGUAGGAGCAGCGAAGAAUGUGGCAUCUAAUUUAAAAUUUCCGGUAAUCUUACCAAGAAAUCAUUACGUGACCGAGCUCAUCGUAAAUUAUUAUCAUCGCAAGUACCUUCACUGUAACUCAGAGACCGUAGUCAACGAAUUGCGACAAUGUUUCUACAUAUCACAGCUUCGACCCGUCGUUAAAAGAAUUACCCGUAAGUGUCAAUAUUGCAAGGUGUAUCGAUCAGAGCCUCAAAUACCUCGAAUGGCUCCGCUACCUGAAGCAAGACUGGCUUCCUAUACUCGCCCUUUCAGCUACGUGGGGUUGGAUCUGUUUGGCCCCUUGUUCGUCAAAAUUGGGAGGAGUUCGGUGAAAAGAUGGGUGGCCCUUUUCACCUGCAUGACGAUACGGGCCGUACAUGUUGAGAUCGUCCACACUCUAAGUACUCAAUCAUGUAUAAUGAGUAUUCGUAGGUUCAUCGGCAGACGCGGAGCUCCAAUAGAAAUCCAUUCGGACAAUGGUACUAACUUUAGAGGGGCGGACAACAUUCUUCAGAAACAGAUGCAGCAGUUUCAUUUAGACAUGGCAUCGACAUUCACAAAUGCCAAUACCAAAUGGGUAUUUAUACCGCCUGGAACCCCGCAUAUGGGAGGAUGCUGGGAGCGAAUGGUGCGUUCCGUCAAAACGGCACUGGAAGCGUGUGUUCAAUCUGGACGGAAACUUGACGAUGAAGCGCUGUACACACUAGCCGUUGAUGCCGAAGGGAUAGUGAACUCACGCCCUCUUACUUAUCUACCUUUGGAGUCAGAGGAGCAGGAAGCCCUGACACCCAAUCACUUUUUGCUUGGCAAUUCGAAUGGAGUGAAACAGAAACCUGGAAACACAUCCAUUGUGAAAUACGAGAUAGGCCAUACUUGGAAUCAAAUUCAACAACAACUUGAUGUUUUCUGGAGUAGAUGGGUGCGUGAAUAUUUGCCUUCAAUAACGCGCCGCACGAAAUGGUUCAAUGAUGUCAAACCCGUUAAAAUCGGGGACUUUGUGGUUGUUGUUAAUGAAGCACGGCGCAACGGUUGGACUCGAGGUCGGGUUCAGGAGAUAAUCCAUGGUGCAGAUGGACGCAUUCGCAAAGCUAUCAUACUUACAAACAAGGGGCUCACACGGCAGGCGGUCUCAAAAUUGGCAGUCUUAGACAUUCAAAUGGGAAACGCAGAACCUAGACGACCCUGA
Molecule: messenger RNA, 5478 nt
Organism: Uranotaenia lowii
Lineage: Eukaryota; Metazoa; Arthropoda; Insecta; Diptera; Culicidae
Exons: 2
Coding region: 1-5478 (1825 amino acids)
Biological process (GO): DNA integration
Molecular function (GO): nucleic acid binding
Source: RefSeq, a predicted model, not a curated record